GCAAGGUGGUUCCCCCGCGCUCCGGCAGGGGGCGCGGGCUCGGCGGCGGCGCGAGAGGCGCCCGUCAGGUGAGGGGCGGGAAACGCCCCCCGCGGCUCCGCGCUGAGGCGCUGCCCCGGCCCGGCCCGGGGAGCUGGGGGGUGCCGGCGAAGCGAGGGGAGAACGGCAGUCUCCGGUGACCGUGAGGGAGCGGGGAGCUGCUGCCCUGCCUGGGGCCGCCGCCUCACCGCCGGCGGCGUCGCGGCGGGACCUCGGCGGGGGCCGGUCACACCGCGGAAAGUCAGCUCCCGCAUCUGCAGGCGCUUUCUGGUGACCUCCGUUAACGUUUAGGCUGUUUAGAAAGACCUAGCGCGGCGGAAGCUCUGUUCCAGUCAGCAUACUGCUCUUUCACUGUUCCAUGUCUGUGGAUGAACAGGAAGUGAAGCGAGCCUAGAGAGGAACUUCUCUUACCCUUUAAUGAACGUCAAAAAACAGCACUGCCACGGCUGCCUACCCAGCAGACCUGCUUACGAGAGCCAGAGGGAUGGUGGUAGUUACGGGGCAGAACAAAGUGAGUGGAAACCCGGAUGAUGCCAUGUCGAGCUCAGAUGCGGAGGAUGAUUUCCAAGAGCCAGCCACUCCUACUGCAACCCAGGCAGGACAAGCACUACCUCUGCUGCCCCAGCAGUUUCCAGAAGUUGUUCCACUAAACGUAGGAGGCAUGUAUUUUACAACAAGACUGUCAACACUGAGACGUUAUGAGGACACAAUGUUGGCGGCUAUGUUCAGUGGAAGACACUAUAUUCCAACAGAUGCUGAAGGCAGAUACUUUAUUGACAGAGAUGGAACCUACUUUGGAGACAUACUUAACUUUCUACGAUCUGGUGACCUGCCACCAAGAGAACGAGUGAGGUCAGUUUACAAGGAAGCUCAGUAUUAUUCUAUAGGACCAUUGCUAGACAAUCUAGAGGAUAUCCAGCCUCUUAAAGGAGAAAAAGUUAGACAAGCUUUCCUGGGCCUAAUGCCAUAUUACAAAGAUCAUUUGGAACGGAUAAUUGAAAUAGCAAAGCUUAGAGCUAUGCAAAGAAAAGCAAGAUUUGCAAAACUGAAGGUCUGUGUCUUCAAAGAAGAGAUGCCCAUCACUCCCUAUGAAUGCCCACAUUUCAAUUCUUUACGUUUUGAAAGGAGUGAAAGUGAGACAAAGCUAUUUGAACAUCAUUGUGAAGUAGAUGUAUCUUUUGGCCCCUGGGAGGCUGUGGCUGAUGUAUAUGAUCUUCUGCACUGUAUUGUGACAGACCUGUCUGAUAGAGGGAUAACUGUGGAUCACCAGUGUAUUGGUGUGUGUGAUAAACACCUGAUAAAUCAUUAUUACUGCAAGCGUCCUAUCUAUGAAUUCAAGAUUACUUGGUGAGGAUCAUUGUCAAGUGCAGAGUUUCAAGUCCAGAGCUUAAAUUUUGAAAUGGAGGGAAGGAGGCAAUUACAUGCAUUUGGAUCUCAUUUUAACUUCAUUUAAAUUGUUUUCUUAAAUAUUGGCCUUUGUUACAAGUUGUUGUAAUUGUGUUUUGACAACCCAAAAUGAAAAGUCAAACUGAGACUAGUAAAGUUUCCCUAAAAUGAGAGGAAGCUUGCAUGGUUUCUUCACUACUGUGCUGGCUUAAUUUGUUUUAUUUAUUUAAUUUUUUUUUCGGGGAAUCUUAAACUGCAAACCACAAUGUCUAGUAAAAUGAUGUAAGAUCUUAAAGCUGAGGCUUACAAAGUUUUGGCUGCUUGUACACUCUAGACAUUUAUGUUCAGGAUUUUCAGCAUCAGUUUAUUUUGAGACUGCAAUGAGAAUUGCAGUUUUACUGGAUUAUUUGGUGGUUUUUUGCAACUUCCCAUAUAUGUAUUUACAUGGGACAUAACUCUGGUUUGAAUUUCAGCACUACUUGCAGAAAUGGAACAUAGUCUGAUUUAACAGUAUGUUUUUUGGUUUGGCUUUUAAGAAUUUUUCUUCUGUUAUUCUAGAGAAGCUAUGAGUACAAAAUUUCUGUUUCAAUCAUGUUUGCUGUUUCUUAAUAUGCAUACGCAGAUAUUUUAGAACAUUUUCCUGUUUGUUGCUUAAAUAAGUAAGGAACAUUACCUAACCAAAAAGAUAACAUUCAAAUCUUGGUCUGUAUCAGUUUCAUCUUAAUUGAAGCUUUCAUCCUUCAGAUCCUCCAGAAGACAGCAAACAUUAAGUGCAAUAUUGAAAAAGAAAACAUGGAUUUGAGCCAACAUGCUUUCAUUAAACACAUACAUUCUGUAUUGUGAUUUGUGCAAGUUAACAAUAUUGUUAUUGACUACACUUGUUCUAAGCAGUCGUUGUUUACAAUGAUUUAGAUGAUAUUGCCUAAUAUGUGUUCAUUUUUUGACAGAAUGGAAGAGUUGUGCAGGUGGAUGUUAGGGGAGUAUAGUCUAAUAACUGGUUUAUAUAACAUUAUUGACUUAUUUUUUCUUGGCGUAUAGUGUAAUUUUUGAAAUUCUGCGUUUGCAACAAAAUGUGAGUAGCUGAAUUACGAAAUCCAUGUUUAAGAUGAUUGAUGUUUUUGUAUAUCAUGAAUGGUUUAUAAUUGUCUAAUUAAACUAAAUGCUUCUGUAAUACUGUUUUUUUCUUUAGGACUUUUCUUCAUAUCUGGCUAGGCCAGAAGUUUCCUAGAACAUAUUUACCUAUUUCUCUAUGCUUCUCCUACUUAGCUUUUUUGCCCCUUGAUCAUCUACAUAGCUACUUUUGCACCCCCACACUCGUAAAUACCCUGUGUUUGCAAGCUGACACCAUGGACAAAUUGGCCAUGCAGUAAAUGGUCUCAUGUCAUCAAUAUAAUGUUGCUAUGAAUAUCAUGUUUGCAGAUCGCUAAGGUCAGUUCAUGUCAGUCCAUUUAGCUAAUACAGUUUGAAGGAAGGACAGUUUUAAUUUUGUGUUCUGAGACAAGACACAUACCAUUUUUGGUUCCAAACUGAUACACAGGAACAUGUGUGUUAGAAUCUACACUUUCCCCACCACCCCCACCCCCCGCCCAAUAAGAAGUCUCAAAUAUUUUCAAAGCAGGGAUUGCAUAUUUGGACUGCAGUGAUUACUCUGUUUUUUAUGAAUACUGGAGGUAAUGGUGGGGCAGUUGAGGGACAGUUAUUUAAAAAGUAGAAUUGUUAGCUAUUUUUUUUAGGUUGCUGUGUGUCUGAACAAAAACAUAAGAGUAAUCUUUUAACAUCUCUAUAUCUGCAUUGUCUAGUAGUUUUUAACAGGGAGCAAAGUGUCUUGGCCAGUUUCACAGCACAUGAAGUGUUUCUGCAUCUGUUUUACACUUGCAAAUUAGGAAGGAUACCUACUUGUCUAAGCACUCAGAAAUGACAUGUAAAGGUACCUAUGUUUCUGUGCAGCAUCCACUUAAUGACUUGAUUUCAAGAGUUUUAAAAAAAUCGAAAAUAACAUAACUUUUCAACUUGGUGUGGCCUUCUUAACUUGAAUACCACAAUACUCUAUGUAGUAAUCUGAACAUCUUUGAUCUUGGAAGCCUUUGAGCCAUUAACAGAUUCUCUCUCGUUCUUGUGGUGUGUGUUUUCUCCUGAGACUGCUGGAUUUAAAAUUUUUUUAAAGCUGAUUUUAACCAAAACCUGUAAUGAGGGAUCAGUUUCUGCACUGAUGAGGGUGUGGGUCCUUUGUUUUAUUUCGGGGGUUUUCAAGUCUUAGUUAUCUGAAUAGCAAAAGCAGCAAGUUACUGCAGUAGAAAGUUCUGCAUAUGCCCCUUUUGAUGGAUUUUUUGAGUGUUAGGAAGUCUGCCUGGGAGAUACCUCAUGAUGUAAUACAUGCAAAUACCUGAAUUUGUUAAUGGGAGUAUUUUUGAGAUUUUGUUGUUGUUCAGUUGUGUAAUACUCUUCUCUGAAAUUAGCAUGAGAGUUAAGGAUUGAGUUAAACAUCUGUUUUCCGAUAAGCCUGUUUAUGCCUUAGAUGUCCCCUGCCGCCAUUUUGUAAAAUCACCCAUCCCAGAGGUGUUCAGUGUAUGAAAAAGUAAAGGCUGUUACAGUUACAGGAAAAUCAAGAAUCUUCCUUGAUUCUCAACGAGUGCAUUAAGAGAAUCAGUACUUUUAAAUCCAAGUGUAGUCUCCAUUCUUCUGCUUGGCUUAGAUGCCUGAUGCUUCAACAGUGAAACAAAGUAGUCCCAGGGUUGUAUCUGGCGAGCACAAGUCCUUGACUGUAAAAGUCAAAGACUUCGGUCACAUGAGAAAUGUACUGAUUUGCAUGAGCACAUAAUCUGGCCUUCACAGAAAUGGUUGUUAAACUUCCAGCAAACUCUGAAGGAUGUUGAUAUUUUAAACUGUUCUAAACAAUAGCUUUGUUAAGCCCCAAUGUGUUUUGAGCCAGAUUGUUCCAAUGUAUGUAUUGUGAAAGACAGACAGGUUGGCCAGUUCUUUAAUUUAUGGUUCUCGGUAUAUCUGUUUUCCUAGUGAAAUCUGAAGCUUAGUGAGGUUGCUGAUCACUGCCCCCCCAGAACUGAAUACAGCCUGUUUCAAAUGUAUCCUGUGCAUUGAGCAUGUGCUGGCAUUUGCAAAUAUGAAAGUGGGAGGGAAUUAGUUCUGCAGUGUAUUUCCCCAGGGACAAUCCUCACUAGCUCUGAAGGAUGACUUUGGUGAAAUCCCGAUCCACACUCCCCCACAUCUCCAUUUGGUAGAUGAAGUGUAAGAGGCGUAAGGAGAUGAGGUGUUUAGCCUGAAGAUUCACAGUGAGAUAAUGACUCUGACUGGAUUCCCCCUUGGUUCUCACCCCUUUCUCUAACCUUUAAGAUGUACAACUCAUAUGUGCAGGAAAUGUUUUACUUCUCCCUGCUGCACCCUCAAAUUUGUUUGCAAGGUGAAUACUUAGUCUGUUUUAAACUAAAGAGAUUAUUUUAAUAUUACAAUAUGGUGACUGGUAGUGUUAAAGAAUCAGUCAAAAUCUUAUUACAGACAAAAUACCUGAGUAAAUUAAUUAAAACCCCUUAUUUAUAGCAUAAUCACUUUAAUUUCACUCUUCUAAUUUUUUUCUAAAGACUGUUAAGAAAUGUAAACUCUUACUUCUUUUAAGGACUUACAUCUGUUUCAUAGGAAUAUGUAUUCAAGCUAAGUACCAGUAUUUUGGGGUUUGAGGUCCUUGUUUACUGCUUGCUGUGAGCUGAAGGAUAAGUGUAUGAUUUCUCAUCUAUCUGCUUUUUUUCUUAAAAAAAAAAAAAAUAAAGUACUGAUCUAACUAAA
Molecule: messenger RNA, 5220 nt
Organism: Tyto alba (common barn owl)
Lineage: Eukaryota; Metazoa; Chordata; Aves; Strigiformes; Tytonidae
Gene: KCTD7
Product: potassium channel tetramerization domain containing 7
Exons: 7
Coding region: 524-1390 (288 amino acids)
Biological process (GO): protein homooligomerization
Molecular function (GO): protein binding
Source: RefSeq, a predicted model, not a curated record